This is a messenger RNA of Marasmius oreades (fairy-ring Marasmius), 662 nucleotides long. RefSeq lists its product as uncharacterized. Gene Ontology annotation, molecular function: DNA binding; protein heterodimerization activity; structural constituent of chromatin. The transcript is spliced from 4 exons. Gene Ontology annotation, cellular component: nucleosome. Lineage: Eukaryota; Fungi; Basidiomycota; Agaricomycetes; Agaricales; Marasmiaceae. Gene Ontology annotation, biological process: nucleosome assembly. Bases 76 to 510 code for a protein of 144 amino acids. The record is from RefSeq and is a predicted model, not a curated record.
GCUUCUUGCCUACUACCGCCAUAAACACCGGCACGACCUUAGCUCUCCACCACUCUAUCGCUUCUCACAUCCUCAAUGGCUCCCAAACCCGCCUCUACCGCUGGAAAAGCUCCUGCCUCCACCGCCAGCAAGGCCCCCGCUAAGACUGAGGGUGCAAAGGCCGCGAAGAAAACUUCUAAGCCUGCCCCCGCUGACGGCGAGAAGAAGAAGCGCAAGAAGUCCAGAAAGGAGACUUACUCUUCCUACAUUUACAAAGUCCUCAAGCAGGUCCACCCCGAUACUGGUAUCUCCAACAAAGCAAUGGCGAUCCUUAACUCGUUUGUCAACGAUAUCUUCGAGCGGAUCGCGACAGAAGCUUCCAAACUAGCGACUUAUUCGAAAAAAUCAACUAUCUCGUCUCGUGAGAUCCAAACAUCCGUUCGCCUGAUCCUCCCUGGUGAACUCGCCAAGCACGCCAUCUCUGAAGGUACCAAAUCAGUUACCAAGUAUUCGUCAGCGGGUACCAAGUAGAUUUGCUUCGUUGGAGGAUUCUGUUCAUUUUGUCUUUCAGUUUAUCUUGUACUGUAUCUGUACUAUUCACGUAUUUAUAAUCUCAAGUUAUAAAUUCUCUUCGUUAUCGACUGAGGUCACGUCGUAUCUCGUGUAGUAUGUUCGCGGUCGGC